UUUUCCCCUUAAAACCAUUUUAGGAGCCGCCCCUCAUAACACAACAGCGGCUUUUUCGUAUGAUGGAAAGGCGCCAGAUUUGAUGAUUGGGAGUUCCAGAUAUGUUGGAGAGGCCGUCUCAUCCGCUCGACCCGACGAACAAGGAAAGUUGAGAAGCAAUUCCACGCAGGCGAACGAAGCAACGAAUAAGCCGGCAACCGAAGCUCUUCUGCGCGAAGCGCCGUUUAUUAGGCCGGGAAUUGCUCCGAAUUUAAGAUUUGGAGGCUCUGGCUCAUACCCAGACCUUCCUUGGGUUACAACCACUGGUCCGGGGCCAAAUGGUAAAACCGUAUCUGGUGUCACUUACAAAUAUAAUCAAAAUCAAAUAAAAAUUGUCUGUGCUUGCCAUGGGACCCACAUGUCCCCAGAGGAAUUUGUUCAACAUGCAAGUUCUGAGGGUCCGAAUUCAGAAAAUAACCCAAAUUUGGCUUCAUUUAACACUGCUAAUACCCCAAACCCUGCUCAGAGCUAAACUGUAAUUAGUUGCUGCAAAAAAAGUAGGUACAUUUUGCAAUCUAUGUCUUUUGGGCCCCCCUUCUGGG
Messenger RNA from Phalaenopsis equestris, 581 nucleotides. RefSeq names its product ninja-family protein Os05g0558800-like. Gene Ontology annotation, biological process: signal transduction; negative regulation of DNA-templated transcription. Bases 83 to 511 code for a protein of 142 amino acids. The record is from RefSeq and is a predicted model, not a curated record. The transcript has a single exon. Gene Ontology annotation, cellular component: nucleus. NCBI's taxonomy places the organism in Eukaryota, Viridiplantae, Streptophyta, Magnoliopsida, Asparagales, Orchidaceae.